AAAAUAAAAUAGAGAAAAAGAAAAAUGUUCUUCUUCUUCCCCGGGCAGUGAAGGGCUUUGGUACUUCUGCUGCUCAGCUUGAGAUUGCAGCGGCCAGCAGGUGUUCGGGUGCAUAUGGUCUCCCCUCUGGCUUCUGUUCAGAUUUGCAGAUCUCCGUGAAAAAGAAGCCCCGAGUCAUCUCGAGCUCUGUGAAGGAGCUCCAUUUGUUUUAUUCCCCAGAAAAAUGGCACUCGUUGUGAUCUGUGGGCAGCCCUGCAGCGGGAAAUCAACUGCUGCUCUCUCCCUAUCGGAAGCACUCAAAGAAUCGGAAUCCAAACCAGCAGUACGGAUAAUUAAUGAAGCUUCAUUCCACCUUGAUCGGAACCAGAGCUACGCUGACAUGCCCUCAGAGAAGAACCUGAGAGGCGUUCUACGCUCGGAAGUUGAUCGUUCAUGUUCGAAAGACAGCAUCAUCAUAGUCGAUUCUUUGAACAACAUCAAGGGUUACCGCUAUGAAUUGUGGUGCUUGGCUCGCGCAUCAGGCAUAAGAUACUGUGUGGUUUUCUGUGAUGUCGAAGAGUCCCAUUGUCGGAAAUGGAACGAGGAGCAGAGAGAGAAGGGAGAAGCUUCGUACAAUGAGAAGAUAUUUGAAGACCUUGUGAGGAGAUUUGAGCGGCCUGAUAGGAGAAACCGGUGGGACUCUCCCUUGUUUGAACUGUCACCGGAUAAAGGAGGAGUCGAUAAAUCAUCUCCUACUAUCAUAGAGGCGGUUUCUUACUUGACGAAAAGGGUAGACUCAAAGACUCGCGAUGUGAAAAUUCUGCAACCCACAAUCGCCACACAGACCACUCGGGCUUCUGAGGCGAACUCCCUUUAUGAGUUGGACAGAGCUACGCAGGAAGUGAUUAAUGCAAUUGUUGAAGCACAGUCCCAAGCACAUGGCGGCCCCUUAAAUGGGAUUGUACUCGGGGAAGGGCUACCGAGUAUUGAUAUUUCGAGGCCAGUAGGACUGCCUGAGCUGAGGCGGCUCCGGAGGACCUUUAUAAAGUUGACAGGACAGACUAGUUUGAGCGGGGCCCCGCCGCCUUCUGAUGCGGACAGUGCUAAGAGGAUGUUUGUUGACUAUUUGAACCGAGAACUGGGGAACUCUUGAAACCUCGAACCAAGAAUUUUUCCUUAGUUGUACCAUAACUCGUUCUGGCUGCUGCUGUACCACAAUUUUGCUCAUAUUCUUGUUUAGAGCUUUUGUGCUGGACUCAGAUAAGGCUAGUUCCAGUCAUUUUCGCCUUUCAAGUUUCCAAUGGUCUGAUAACUGAAUUAGGAUUUGGCAACAUGCUCGUCACUCGGGCAAACAUCGGGAUUACUUCCUGUAACGAUUAUGAUGGUCAGAAGUUGUAACAUACA
Punica granatum (pomegranate) is the source of this 1383-nucleotide messenger RNA. Lineage: Eukaryota; Viridiplantae; Streptophyta; Magnoliopsida; Myrtales; Lythraceae. The record is from RefSeq and is a predicted model, not a curated record.